AUGGGUCUACCGGUAUGGCGUGAGCCAGUGCCAAAGACAGCAGAGAAUGCCGUCAAGGCAGAUCCCACUGCUGCUGCCCGCUCGUCCAUUCGCAGGCGGCCGUCAAUCCAUGGCCGCCGAAGCACACGACCGCGUCUCAACCGUGGUACCACCGUGCUGCCCCCGGGUUACGAGCGCACGGCUUUGCCACAAGGUGUUUCGAACACAACGCCUGGUUUCGGGCGAGGCGUGCCUACCGCUGUACCGCCAAUAUCAAUGUUGCUGGAGUCGGCGAAUGGACGAGUCGCUCCGCCUCCACCUCCUGUACCAGAGGCGCGCAAUUACUACAGCACAUCGUCAAACACAGCUCGAGCAAGAGAUACUCGCUCGAAUGAUGAAUCCGGUGCGGCGCAAGGCUCUCAAGCAAGUCUUGAACAACAAGUCAACGGCUUGCGCGAAAGGCUCGACCACCGUCGAUCUCGGCAUCGGAGCGGUUCUCCCGCCCAACGCUCGCGCAGAAUGAUGGCAGAUGAGCAUCCUCGCCCUCGCCAGCGCGUGCCAGAGCCUGUUCAGGCUACUGCCAACCGGUGGCCGCAAUACGAUGGCCCAAUCACACGCGUGACACUGCCAACCCCACCAUUGGACGCGUCGGAGCAAGAUGCAGACUAUCUACAACGCGCAGAAGCACGCGCUCGCUCAGAACAUGCUUCACAUCCCUUGAGAAACUCAUGGACGCCGGACUCUCCCGUGGACGGUCUGGGCGACCGAAACCGCAGCCCGACACCCGGAGACGGCUGGGAAAUCAUGCGCAGCACUAUCACACCUGACGCCACUCUGCCAAGCGCCGACAGCAGCUUUACAAGUGCAGCAGCGAGUCACUCCUUCACUUCCGCUGCAGAUACAGCAAUCACUGAGCCAGACUCUACGUCCUCCACGGACCCAAGUCAGCGCAACUCUAGUGACCAGAGCAAUGACGACUCUGCCUCUUCAGUCGAUGGCGACGAUCUUAUCUGCGACGAUGAUGGAGUUGUAGGCGCUGAAGCCAUUGCGGAGCAUGUCUACGACAAUGAGAUAGAUACCACGCAAGGACGAGAACGCAUUCGCCGUCAUGAGAGCAUUCGCUUACGUUACGGCAACCGCUUUGCGCUCGCUCAUGAAAGUGGCAGAGUCGACAUUGGCUUCAGGCUUAUCGAAGAAGCUCUAGAAACCGAGCAAGGUCGUUCUCGACUCUCAAGCAUGGGUGUCUUCACCGAAGCGGCGGAUGAUGAGGUUGAUGAUUUCGUUCAGUCGUAUAGGAUGCGGCAUCCGCGUUAUGGUCAAAUUACGCGUGCGCGCUCCGAACUGCAGAACACCGACGCCCCGCCGAGUCCACAGCCGGAACGCUACGCCGAUGAUGCACUUGCUGCAGCUCGAGAAGCUUCGGCACAAGUGCAUGAUUACUUCCGCCGUUACACCGCGGACUCGCUGAACACGCGUACUAGGUCACCACCGCCGGAGGACGAAAGCCUGGCUUUGCACGUUGACGCUGAAGUCGUGACUUCCCGAGACGAGCCACAGGCGCACCCCGUCAGUCCUCCUUCCGAGCGUAGUCGGGUAGAUGUUGAGGAUGCCGAGAGUCAGACCGAUCUUGAGGCAAUGAGGGGUAUUAUUGAGCGGCUUGCGCGACGUGACGAUGUACCCGACGAAUGGUGGCAGAGUGUUGGGCUCAGUGUGUCACGUCCAAGACCGAGAGCGGCUAGUCCGCGUCGGGAUGACCAUGUUGUGGAGAGCGCGGCAGGGAGUCGCGUCAGGACCGGGCGAGUUGACCGACGGAUUUCGCAUCUAUGA
Messenger RNA from Baudoinia panamericana UAMH 10762, 1806 nucleotides. RefSeq lists its product as uncharacterized. Bases 1 to 1806 code for a protein of 601 amino acids. The record is from RefSeq and is a predicted model, not a curated record. NCBI's taxonomy places the organism in Eukaryota, Fungi, Ascomycota, Dothideomycetes, Mycosphaerellales, Teratosphaeriaceae. The transcript has 2 exons.